Molecule: messenger RNA, 2097 nt
Organism: Megalops cyprinoides (Indo-Pacific tarpon)
Lineage: Eukaryota; Metazoa; Chordata; Actinopteri; Elopiformes; Megalopidae
Gene: rmi1
Product: RMI1, RecQ mediated genome instability 1, homolog (S. cerevisiae)
Exons: 2
Coding region: 125-1927 (600 amino acids)
Biological process (GO): double-strand break repair via homologous recombination; resolution of meiotic recombination intermediates
Cellular component (GO): RecQ family helicase-topoisomerase III complex; nuclear body
Molecular function (GO): nucleotide binding
Source: RefSeq, a predicted model, not a curated record
AGUAGCCGGACUGCCCUAACAAGCCAAAGCAAUGUUGAACGCUGAUAUAAACGGUUGUAAGUACUAAAUAUUGUACAAAGUUUUUUUGUUGGAUUCUCCCAGUGAGUGAUCUAGACCACGGAGGAUGAAUGGACAGAGCGUGGCGCAGAGGGCUGGGGUGUGGCUGCGCUCCACCUGGAAUGUGCAGGCACCCAAUGCCUGGCUGGAGGCCUGUGUGGAGUGGCUGCAGCAAGAGGGUGGGGGCUCUGUCCCUCAGGCGCGGCUGAACCCGCAGGUCCUGGAGCAGUGGCUGCUCACAGACCUUCGGGACCUGUCGCACCCCAUGCUCCCGGCUCACCUGUCCCAGGCCCUGAAGGCCGAGCUGAGCGGCUCCUACUGCCUGCAGGUGGACUCCCUGCUGGACGUCAGCCAGCCCGCCUACGUGCAGCUGCAGCAGUGGCGGGGGGUGGACCGUACCAACGAGCAGGUGUCUGCGGUGACCCAGGCCUCUCAGCGGCCGUGGGAGGCCACGCCUACUCGCAUGCUGAUGCUGAAGGUGACAGAUGGGGUGCAGGACCUGGAGGCGAUGGAGUACCGGCCUAUCCCCGCACUUAGCGCCAGCCUUCCGCCUGGCACCAAGAUCCUUGUCCAGGGGACAGUAGCGUGUCGGCUGGGCGUGCUCUUGCUGAAGCCGGAGAACGUGCGGGUGCUGGGUGGGGAGGUGGAGGAGCUGAAGGGACAGAACUUCCAGGGCAGGGUGCUGUGCAGGGUGCUGGGCCUGCCAGAGGAGGCCCCCCAAGGGGGCGGGGCACCGCAUCGUGGAGACGAAGGCCCGUCAGACGAGGAGCUGCUGGCCAGCCUGCAGGAGGAUGAGCAGAUGAUGGCAAGAGUGGAGGCAGUGCCGGACAGCGGCUAUGGCAGCAGGAGUGAGGUUUCAGACGGCUCACUCCAACACAUCGCUUCGCAGAGGCAUCAUUCGCUCCACAGCGUCCCAGUGGCACAGACACCAUCAGACUCCGCCACGGACGGCCUGGUCACACUGGAGAUUUUGGACGAAGAAUUUGAGGAUAUUCCUCUAGAGGAGCUUGACCGGGUCAUUGCCCUGCAGGAACAACCUCCUGAGCUCGGCCCUGCCCAGGGGGCGGGGUGUCCGCACGAGGAGGUGGUGUCUGGGGCGGGGCAUCCUCGUGGGGAGGUGGAAUCUGCGGCAGCGAUCAGUGGAGGGGGGCAAAGAGGGAGCAACAUUGAAAAGAAGGUCUUUGUCAAACCUGACAAUGGAGGAGUUGCUUUCACCCUGCAGCCAGUAAACAACGCUGCCCAGAACAGAGGCCUCUUGCAUCACCCGCAUGUUGCAGAGGAUGUGACAGCUCUCCCACAGGAGGAGGCGUGCCACUCAGGGUCCCCAGCACUUCAGCUAUCUCGCACCUCUGUCUCGGAAAGGGCGCCUGGCGUAGCAGGUGGGGCACGUGGAGACUCAGCAGAUGGUGGGCGGAGUCCUGCCAUCAGUGUGGAGCUGAACACGCCUCCCUUCACCUACCUGUCAGUGCUGCUGAGGGAGAACCUGGCCGGCGCCACGGUGGUGCGAUUGAAAGCCUUUAUCUUCACGCUCACUGGGAGCCUCCAGAGCAGCAGCGGGGUCUGGCAGGUUAAAGCCACCAUCUCAGACGGCACGGGCUACCUUGACGUCUGCCUCUCGGACGAGGUUCUGGUGGGCUUGAUCGGCUUCUCGGUGGCCGAGUCGAAAUCUCUGAAGAAAGACGCGUCUGAGCGGCACCGCGUGACCGAGGGGCUGCAGCGCUGCCAGAGAGAGCUGGUGGACAUGUGCUGCCUGAUGACGGUGCGGUUUGACCCCACAGGGCCCAGUGCGGAGGUCCUGCAUGUGGAUCAGGUCACAGAGGAGAACUGCAGCGGUCUGGAGAGGCGCGUCUCCAGUUGGACAAGACGCUGAAGCCUGAACAACACACACACUCUAAACCUUAUUAUCGUGCACACAGGGAAUCGCUAUAUUUUUAUAAUUUAGGGCAAACAUACAGCUAAAGUUUUGUCAUAUGCUCAAAAUGUUUGCACCUGAGAAUAAAUGAAGACAGAAUUUUAUUUUGUGUGUUUUAAUCUCAGGAA